Molecule: messenger RNA, 1002 nt
Organism: Alligator sinensis (Chinese alligator)
Lineage: Eukaryota; Metazoa; Chordata; Crocodylia; Alligatoridae
Product: zinc finger protein 282-like
Exons: 6
Coding region: 1-840 (279 amino acids)
Biological process (GO): regulation of DNA-templated transcription
Source: RefSeq, a predicted model, not a curated record
AUGGGAUCCCGGCACCCGGUGUCUUUGAAGCCUGCUACUGUCCGCGAAAGAACUUUCCUGAAAGAAACCCAGCUGCAAGCUGCAGAAAUGUCUCUGUGCACUGUCCUGGCUGCGAUUCAAGCCGUGGAGAGGAAGGUUGAUUCUUAUGCCAAACAGUUGCUGAGUCUGGAAGGGAGAACAGGAGUGGCCGAGAAGAAGAUACCGGCGCGUGAGAAAAUGGAGAUGGAGUUUGGUAACCAGCUGGCUAUGCUGGGAGCUCUGAUCCAGGAGAAUCAUCUAUUGCGAGGAGGCUGGAGAGCCUGCUGGAGAACAGGAACUUCUGGAUCCUGUGGUUCCCCCAGGGGUCAAGUCCCCAAGGUGCCUGUGACGUUUGAUGAUGUCUCAGUGUAUUUCAAUGAGCAAGAGUGGGAGAGGUUGGAUGAAUGGCAGAAGGAGCUGUACAAGAACGUGAUGAAGGGGAAUUUUGAGACCCUGAUCUCUCUAGACUACUCGGUGUCCAAACCUGACAUUUUGUCUUGGACGGAGCGAGGGGAAGAGCCGUGCAUCAAAGAUCAGCAGGAUCUGAAGGAAAGGGAAAUCCCUAGCUUCCCUGAUGUUGAUCCUCCCAUUCCCACUCCUGAUGUGUUAGCCCAGCUUGAACAAGAGGAAGAGCCGUGCGUUGGGGAACUGCAGGAGUUGGAAGAGAGAGCGAUCCCUGCAUGUCCCACUUCAGGUGUCAGUCACUUUGACUAUGGGCCGUGUAUCCCUCACCUCACUCCUUCCUUUUCUGAGCUUCAGAUGGACCCCAGAAGCAGAAUUGUUUUCCUCCUCUUCCCUCCGGCGAAGGCACCAGGGGUAUAGGUUUUUCACAUGCUGGGGAGGAGACAGGACCCCAAGAUAAUCAGUUUAAAGCACAUAAUGGGAUUGAGAUUAAAAUGGAAGAGCUGUGUCCACGCCCUGUUUUUGGAAACCUGGAACUGCUCUGGAUGUUGGCAAGGAGGGAGGAGGAGGACGUUCCUCGGA